Tribolium castaneum (red flour beetle) is the source of this 1075-nucleotide messenger RNA. RefSeq lists its product as uncharacterized. The record is from RefSeq and is a predicted model, not a curated record. Bases 120 to 995 code for a protein of 291 amino acids. Gene Ontology annotation, cellular component: Golgi apparatus. The transcript has 5 exons. Lineage: Eukaryota; Metazoa; Arthropoda; Insecta; Coleoptera; Tenebrionidae.
CGCCAUUCCACUUGUGCGUCAAAAAUCUGUCACUUUGUUGUCACAAACGUCAUUUACGUGGCCCCCAUGUAUUUUAUUUGUUAUUGAAAAAGUACAUCUGGUUUUUCCCAAAAAUCGAAAUGGGGCUUUGCAAAUGCCCAAAACGUCGCGUCACAAACCAAUUUUGCUUCGAACAUCGAGUCUGUGUUUGUGAAAAUUGUAUGGUCACAAACCACCCAAUUUGCGUGGUCCAGUCCUAUUUGCAGUGGUUACAAGACAGCGACUACAACUCAAUAUGCGAGUUGUGUAGCAAAGAACUGAACGUGGAGGACAGUAUUAGACUAACUUGUUACCAUGUGUUUCACUGGUCGUGUUUGGAUCAUUUUUCACGUCAGCUGCCGCCUACGACAGCCCCCCGAGGGUAUACUUGCCCUUCGUGCAAGAGCCCACUGUUUCCUCCUUCAAACUUAAUCAGCCCUGUUGCUGAUGUCUUGAAGGAGAAGUUGGCGGGGGUUAACUGGGCCAGGGCGGGUUUGGGGCUCCCAUUGUUGUCUGAAGAGAGGGAAGUGAAGGCUGUGGUCAAUCACACGUCGUCUGUAUCAACGAGUAAGUCUCCGAAUCCGUCGCACUCCGUUGUGAAUGUGGAGGAUCAAGGGGCUUUCAGUAGGACAGGGGCUGAGGCAUAUCAGGCGUCUUCAAACAGGCGAAUUUUCCAAGAUGUGAGGGAGGUCAAACCGGUGGUUUUUGACCAUGAUGAAGACAAGUAUAAGAGGAGGCCUGCAAGCGAAUUAAUGAAGACUUGGUGGAGGAUAACCUUUGGAGGGCCCUCAAAAGUGAGAGGUGGGAAAUCUAUUUAUAAGAAGUAUUGCAUGUUGGGGAUUAUCCUUGUGCUGGGAAUCGUCGUUCUUAUGUUGAUUAUGUCGCGGUUAGGGAGGUAUAGCACCGAUAAUGAUCCCAAUUUUGAUAUAAGGAAUAAUCCCAAUAUCCAUGUUCAACACAUGCAAGCUCUUGAUUGAUUGUGAAUAUUUUUCUAUUCUCUACGCUCUAUUUACAGUUAUAAUUUGUACAUAUUGGAAUUAAUAAAUGAUUAAACAAG